Phytomonas sp. Hart1 is the source of this 1236-nucleotide messenger RNA. The record is from the annotation of a GenBank genome assembly. Lineage: Eukaryota; Euglenozoa; Kinetoplastea; Trypanosomatida; Trypanosomatidae.
AUGUUUGAGUUUCUGCACUCCCGCGCGGCCCCCCCCGGGACGCGAUGUGUUACCCCCGAGUCCAGCAUUCUUUCCGAGUACGUCUUCUUCCCCUUUUACGACGCGAUUGUGCGGUAUUACCCGCGAUGUUGGGUGCCGAACACGCUGACCUUGUCCGGCAUCUUCAUGACGCUCACCUCCACGCUGCUGCUGCUGAGCUCGAUGCCGAUGGAGACGGGCUUCGGCUCGCCCGGGAUCAGUUUCCUACCGCAGUCCUUGACCGCGGCGGACUGGGAGCGCGCGAGCCCGUCCUCGCUUUCCUUUUUGGAGGUGACGCCGUACUUUCCUUGGAUGAGCCCAACCGCGCAGCUGAUUUUGUGUGGGGUUUUAAAUUUGCUGUACUGCAUCGCGGACAACACGGACGGGCGGCUGGCGCGGCGGGAUUGCAAAUUCAGCGGGAUCGGGGAGUACUUGGACCACGGCUUGGACUGCGUGACCUCCUUGCUCUCCACCUGCUGCGUUUUUUUAGUUUUGGGUUAUUCCCUCAGCAACAUGGCUACCACCGUCUGUUUGGUUGCCAUCGCUACAGAGCUUUCUCACACUUUAAAUUAUGAAAAUAAUAUCUUUAUUUGGGGGAAUCGAAUCCUUUCGGUCGACGAGGCGAUGGUUUUCUUUAGUCUGAGCAUGUGGUUGCCGCUACUUUCUCCAAGUCUGAUUAAUGGACGGAUUUCAAAAAGUCAUGCGUCGGUCAUUUGCGUUGGGUUCGACACCUGUACUUCGAUGGUUUCACGGCUUAAGUGGAUUGAAAUAUUGUAUAUUUUCUACAAUAUCGCUCAACUCACAACGCUUUUGAGCCUCAUACUUAAGAAUCGCCAAAUGUUCUUUAGGGGUCAUACCAUCACAAUUGUGUUAAAUUCGGUUGUUUUUCUCGGUUUAAUCCCACGGCACUCCGCACAGAUCGCGGCAGACCCACGCUCUGUCGUUCCGGGCUACGCCUUCAGCCCGUUCAGCUAUCCGGCGCUGUGGAUUAUUACCUGCGCGUGUGCGAGCAGCACCAUUGUGCACAUCCCAAUCGCGGCGAAGUGCGCAAAGCUUCCACGCACAAACGCGAUCCCUCUGUUAGGGGUAUUGUUUGUUUGGAUCACUUUUGCAUUCUAUCCUUCCGUUGGAGCACUUCUUGCGGUAGUACUUCAUGUAUCACAAGUACUACUGGUCAUCCAUUAUAUUGAAAAGACACACCAUCCUAAAAUGGCAUAG